AUGGUUUUCACGGACAACGAGAGAACAGAGAAAACAACACUCCUAAGCAGCUAUGUGAUGCACUCUCUAAUGGAGUCAGUAGAUAUGUCAGAAGUCAGGAGAUUAGAAGGAUCCGUUGAUAGUGAGGCUUUCCCUGUGCCUCCUCAACUGGUGCAUAUAACACAAGUAGGCGUGGAAGGAAAGGCAGUGAUAGAUGGCUAUGCCGUGAAGGGUGACACUCCUGCUGAUUAUUCGGCUUCUUGUGAUUCUUGA
This is a messenger RNA of Microthlaspi erraticum, 252 nucleotides long. The record is from the annotation of a GenBank genome assembly. NCBI's taxonomy places the organism in Eukaryota, Viridiplantae, Streptophyta, Magnoliopsida, Brassicales, Brassicaceae.